CACGGCCCCAUUGAAAAAACUAUGGAGCUCGAUUGAGACAUUUUAUAAAGCCUAGAACCAUUAGAGAUUUGACUUCAUCAUCGCAUUUCUACCAUAUUCUUACACAAUGAAGAAACCGGUAACCCGACUCCAAAGUAUCAGCCUUGAGGGCAAAGAAAGCAAUGGCUUUGUCCCUCCUGCCAACAUCGAUUCAAUAACUCACAAAUCUCUCGUCGAGGCAUUUCAUUUCAACCUAAUUCAGUGCAGUCCUGCUCAUACAUGGCCUGGUAAUGCCUACUUGAGCGGUUCUCCUCAUCCAGUUUUGGUUACGGAGAAACACCAACGACAACUGGCUGAGCUCAGCGAUGCUUUGUUUUUGGCUAUUUCUGACAUUGUUGAGAGAUGGUGGAUAGACGUCGAGGCACGGUUUCCAGAGCGAAUGCCCGUGGGACCUACUGAGGAGAAACUAUUGCGAUGCAUGGCCAAUGUACGUCCAUUCAAAACAUGCUCCGGGUCAUGGAGACCGGACUUUUUGGUUGAGUCAUCACAAACAGAUUCAGAAGGGAUUGAAAACUAUCGCAUCUGUGAAAUAAAUGCUCGUUUCUGUUGGAAUGGCUUCAUCUUUACGGCAUGGGGACAACAGUCUCUUCUUAACAUGGGUGUUGGGCUUAAUGGGCUUAAGGGAGCUACUGAGCCGCAAAAGGUUAUGGAUGGUUUGGGUCGUUUAUAUAACCCUGGUCUUCCACUCCAUUUGGUUAAGGGAUAUGAAUAUGGAUUCGACAUUCAUCUGUUCAUGUAUUAUGCGGAACAGCACUUGGGAAUUCGACCGCAUAUUAUCCAUCAGGAUGAUUUGAGAUUAAUUCCAUCUGAGUCUCCGGGCGGUUACAAGUUGUGCUGUUUGGCCAAGGACGCGGAAGGCCCAACAUUUUUGAAUGGGUCUGGCGAGACUCUGGAGGAGGUUCAUCAGAUUGGACUCGAGUUGCACCAGGGCGAGCUGAUGUCUCUGAGCUUGGAAAUGCUGCGGGAGAUUGGCCUGCGUUGUUUCAAUGACCUCCGCACCAUUCUUCUCGUCCACGACAAGAGAAUGCUAGGAAUUGUCCUCGAAGAACUCGACUCUCUGGUAGCUCGGAAUGUGCUCACAUCAGACCAAGCAGGUAUCCUCGAUCGAGGCAUUGUCCCAACCAUCAUCCCUGGAUCUACAAAGCUAGACCAAUUCAUAGCUCGAUGCAGUGAAACCCCCAACCUCAAAGACGGCUACAUCCUCAAGCCGGUCCGCGGAGGCAAGGGCGCAGGCAUUCUCUUUGGCGACCUGCUGACCAGCAACAAGUGGACAUCGAAACUACGACUCAUGCGGUCCCCCCAGCUGACUGCAGAUACGACAUACGUUGUCCAGCGCGCGAUCGAGCAAAACACCUAUGAGGUCCGGCUACGAGAGAACGACGGCGUGAAAGAGUUUCCCCUUAUUGGAACCUUCCACAUGGUCCACGGGGAAUUGUUGGGACUGGGACUUUGGCGAAGCGGUCCGGGCCGAAUUUGUGCGCUUAGCCAGGGUGGUGCUUGGAUGUGUUCGGUUUUGGAGUAAAUAAUUCGUACAAUAGUUAGCAUAACUAUAUAGUAGCAUGUGAGCUUUCGACAAAUAAUUGGCUAUACAGGAAUAUGAUACGAGUCAGAAUUUUCUGAGAUCGCCGUUUAGGCUACUGAUCGAAUACGAUCUCGCUGGGGUCAUAUUAUUGCAUUAUAUCG
Aspergillus ruber CBS 135680 is the source of this 1722-nucleotide messenger RNA. RefSeq lists its product as uncharacterized. Lineage: Eukaryota; Fungi; Ascomycota; Eurotiomycetes; Eurotiales; Aspergillaceae. The transcript has 3 exons. The record is from RefSeq and is a predicted model, not a curated record. The coding region runs from base 107 to 1561 and encodes 484 amino acids.